Grammomys surdaster is the source of this 1626-nucleotide messenger RNA. Its product is annotated as protein GREB1-like. The record is from RefSeq and is a predicted model, not a curated record. Gene Ontology annotation, biological process: multicellular organism development. Lineage: Eukaryota; Metazoa; Chordata; Mammalia; Rodentia; Muridae.
AUGGGCAAUUCCUAUGCUGGACAGCUAAAGAGCACGCGGUUUGAAGAAGUCCUCCACAACUCCAUCGAGGCUUCCUUACGCUCCAACACCCUGGUGCCCCAGCCCAUCUUCUCCCAGCUGUAUCUGGAGGCUGAGCAGCAGUUGUCAUCGUUAGAAGAAACACAUGCUCUGCACGUUUGUAGCUCACACAAGGAGGCUUCUCAUCACUACCCAGAUGGUUUGUCUAGGGCCGCAAGCCGGCAGAGGCCUGUCUAUCACGGUUUCUCUGGGAACUGUGUUGGCUGUGGGAAGAAAGGCUUUUGCUACUUCACCGAGUUCUCCAACCACAUCAACCUGAAGCUGACCACACAGCCCAAGAAGCAGAAGCACCUCAAGUACUAUCUGGUUCGAAACGCACAAGGGGCACUCACCAAAGGACCUUUGAUUUGCUGGAAAGGCUCCGAGUUCAAAAGUCGGCAGAACUCCACCAACACCUGCUCCAGUUCUCUCUUCCCACCACUGGAGGGCUCGGGGUCCCUGGCUGCCUUCCCCACUGAGCCUGUUCCUGGGACAAACCCCAGUGUCCCAGUGGGAGCUCAACAGGCAGGACCAGCCUCUGAUCACCUCUCAGUGACCACAGCUACAGGUCCUGCUGUCUUCAAUGGCAAGGAUUCUCCCAAGCACCCACAGCUGGUGAAGAGUAGCCUGUCUGCCCUGCCACGCCCCUCAGCCUUAGGUAUCUUGCCAAACUCUGGGCCUCCCAAAAAACGGCACAAAGGGUGGUCCCCAGAGUCUAAAUCAACCACAGAUGGCGGCUUCAUCCAGGGUAGUGGCAGCAGAGCUAAGCAUGAAGGUCCCAGCAUGGCUUGUGUGCCCCAGGCUGGCUUGAUGGGACCGGCUUCAGUCACCUUCCCGGUGGUGGCCUCUGGUGAACCAGUGUCUGUUCCGGACAACUUACUGAAAAUAUGCAAGGCCAAACCAGUGAUAUUUAAAGGCAACCACGGGAACUUCCCCUACCUCUGCGGAAACCUGAAUGAUGUGGUCGUCAGUCCCCUACUGUACACCUGCUACCAGAACUCGCAGUCGCUUUCCAGAGCAUAUGAGCAACACGGUGCCUCUACCAUGCAGCCCAUAUCUGAGGAGACGCAGCUGCUGCUGCCGACCGUCUACUACCUCGUCCAGCUGGCUGCAGACCAAGUACCACUGAUGGAGGACCUGGAGCAGAUCUUCCUGCGCUCCUGGCGUGAAUCACACCUGACAGAGAUAAGGCAGUACCAGCAGGCUCCUCCACAGCCCUUUCCGCCAGCCACCACCACAGCAGCGCCUGUGACUUCUGCACAGCUGCCCUGGCUGGCGGGCCUGGCCGCCAGCUCUUGUAAUGACAGUGUGCAUGUUAUUGAGUGUGCUUACUCCCUGGCUGAGGGUCUCUCUGAGAUGUUCCGGUUGCUCAUCGAGGGAAAACUAUCCAAGACCAACUAUGUGGUCAUCAUCUGUGCCUGCCGGAAUGCUGCCAUUGACUCCUGCAUUGCUGUCACGGGGAAAUAUCAAGCCCGGAUUCUCUCUGAGAGUCUCCUCAGCCCUGCAGAGUACCAGAGAGAAGUCCACUAUGAGCUGGUCACUGGCAAAGUGGACUCGCUGGGGGCCUUU